Messenger RNA from Dreissena polymorpha, 2032 nucleotides. RefSeq names its product mortality factor 4-like protein 1. Bases 122 to 1561 code for a protein of 479 amino acids. NCBI's taxonomy places the organism in Eukaryota, Metazoa, Mollusca, Bivalvia, Myida, Dreissenidae. The transcript is spliced from 15 exons. Gene Ontology annotation, biological process: chromatin organization; regulation of DNA-templated transcription. The record is from RefSeq and is a predicted model, not a curated record. Gene Ontology annotation, cellular component: NuA4 histone acetyltransferase complex; nucleus.
AGAAAAUCGGUGAAUACACUUUGCAUGAAUUUGAGUGUAUCGUAGUAUAUAAGUUAGCCCUGUUUUUACCGCAAGUUGCUUCUUACAAACAGUUGCUUUGCGUUCAAUUUUCAUCGCAAUAAUGGGACCAAAACCAAAAUUUCAAGAUGAGGAAAAGGUGCUUUGCUUUCAUGGCCCUUUAUUAUAUGAAGCAAAGUGCAUGAAAAGUGAACUGCGGGACAGAGCAUUCCAUUAUUUCGUUCAUUACAACGGCUGGAAUAAGAACUGGGAUGAAUGGGUGCCAGAGACAAGGAUCCUCAAGUUAAACGAUGCCGGGCUGCAGAAACAGAAAGAAUGCUAUGCAGCAUUGAAAGCAGAGAAAGCCAAAAACAGAGAAAAGGCAAAAGAAGCAAAGGAUGCUGGUCUGCCUGUUCCUGGGAAGACAAAGAAGAAGAAAGAGAAGGAGAAGGAGGUAGCAGCCAAGGAGGCAAAGGAUGGAAAAGAGGCCAAAGACCGGACCUCUACACCAACUGUGGAGAAAAAAAAAGAGACAGAAAAAGAGAAAUCCAUUUCUUCAACACCCACAAGUGGAAAAAGCAAAGUACGUGAGACACGGGAAACAAAAGAUAGGGAAACAAAAGACAGGGAAACAAAAGACAGAGUGAGUGAGUCGGAAAAGGAGCGUCCUUCAAAGCUGCGGGAUAAAACCUCGGAUUCAGACAAAGAUCGAUCCUCCCGAGCGUCUACACCGACCUCUGUGUCAUCCAAGAGAAGCAAAGAUGCAGACAAGACAGACAGGUCAGAGAAAGAUAAGACUUCCCGAUCAUCUACACCCACACUGCCUCCAUCAGCCAAGAGACAAAAAGUGGAGCGGGCUGCAGCCACAGCAGCCGCCAGUCAGAUCUCGCAGCAGGCACAGUCUGGCACCAGUACCCCCCAGCCUACAGCCCCACCCCCCAGUCAGGAGACCAGUACACCUUCCACACCCGCCUCUCAGGCCUCCAGUGAACAGAAGCGUAAGCGUGCCCGACUAGACCAGACAAUAGAGUCUGAGGAGUCCUACCUCACGAAGAUUGAAGUGAAGGUGAAAAUCCCAGAUGAGCUCAAACCAUGGCUGGUAGAUGACUGGGACCUGGUCACCAGGCAGAAGCAGCUGGUCACUCUACCCUGCAAGUUUUCAGUAGACAAGAUCCUGGAUGACUAUCUGCAGGUGAAGCUCACCAAACCCAAUCAUCCAAACAAAGACACUAUCAUAGAGGUGAACAAUGGCAUUCGAGAGUAUUUCAAUGCAAUGCUUGGGACCCAGCUUCUCUACAAGUUUGAGCGACCUCAGUAUGGCACGGUGCUGUCUGAACAUGAAGACAAACCGAUGUCCAGCGUUUAUGGGGCCACCCAUCUGCUGAGGCUAUUUGUGAAGCUGGGCAGCAUGCUGGCCUACACAGCCUUGGAUGAGAAGAGCAUACAGAUUCUACUGCACCAUGUACAGGACUUCCUCAAAUACCUUCAGAGAAAUGCUGCCACUUUUUUCAACUUGUCCGACUACCAUGUGGCUUCCCCAGAAUAUCACCGUAAAGCAAUGUGAAGGGUUACCAAGGAAACAGACUUGACAAAAAUAUAGACCAAACGUGUUCAUUGUGAAUCAGUUGUAAGUUGAAUGAUCAAUGUUUUCUUGUGUUAUCUUGAAGGCCAUUUUAAUGAUUUUAAUCUUGUUGAUGUCAUUGUGUCUAUAGAAUCACAACAAAGGUUGGAUUAUUGGCAAUAAGUUGCCAUGAUUUGAUAAUUCGUGGUAUUGUGUCUAUUAGUUCACAAUGAAGGUAGGAUUAUUGGCGGUACAAAUUCAUGACACGAUUAUUAUUGAUCUGGUGUCUGUUUGACAUGGUGGAAAACCUUGUGUAAGCGGAUGAAGAAAACUGCUUGAUGAAGCGUGUAGUGAAGAAAACAGUAGAUUUGUGCGCAAAUAAACAUAAAACAAGACAAGAAAACAAAUCUUAAGCAUUUCAUUAUGUUUGUAUUAUAGUGCAGUUCAUAGAAAUACAUUUUCGAUUUAUAAACA